AUGGCCUUGUGUGUUCCUGAUGAUAUUAUCACCAAUAACCAACCAGCAGCAUCACCGAUCAGAUUCGAAGGCGUUGAAAAGCGGUUAGAGAUUUCAUUCACCGAGUCACCACCGAUUCUCAAUCACACUCAGCGACUUGGCCUACGAGCCCUGACUCGGACUCAGCUCAACUCAAUCCUCGAACCCGCGUGCUGCACCAUCGUGUCACACCUCUCCAACGCCGAACUAGACUCAUACGUGCUCUCAGAAUCCAGCCUCUUCAUCUACCCACACAAAAUCAUUCUCAAAACAUGCGGCACCACCAGGCUCCUCCUCUCAAUCCACCCCAUUCUCCGCCUCGCAGACUCCCUCUCGCUCUCUGUACUCGCCGUCAAAUACUCGCGCGGGGAAUUUCUUUUCCCAAAUGACCAGCACACCCCUCACCGGAGUUUCUCCGACGAGGUCGUCGUGCUGAAGGACCAUUUUUCCCAUCUCGGCGACGCCAAGUACUUCAUCACUGCUGGUCCGAAUAAUAGAAACUGGCACGUGUACUUUGCGUGCAGGGAGGAUGCCGGUGCCACGUCAUCGCUGUAUCGGAAGGGCGUGGGAACGGUUGAGAUUUGCAUGACGGGGCUGGACCGGGAAAAGGCGCGCGUAUUUUUUAAGGGUAAUAAAAUGACGGAAAUGUCUCGGGUGGCGGAGAUUAUUCCGGGUCACGCGAUUUGUGGGUUCGAGUUUGAUCCGUGUGGGUACUCCAUGAACGGGAUCGAGGGUACGUCGUUUUCAACCGUGCACGUGACUCCCGAAGAUGGGUUCAGUUAUGCGAGCUACGAGGUGGAGGGUUUGGAUCCGGGUUGUGUUGGGUUCGGGCCACUCCUGAACCGGGUGUUGUGGUGCUUUGGCCCGUGUGAGUUUUCUGUUGCUGUCACAUGCGAGGCAGGUGCUGAGGGGUGGGCUACGUGGCGUGGUGACGUGGAGGGGUACCGAUGUGAGAAUGUGGUGAAGGAGGAGAUGCCGGGGAAAGGGUGCUUGCUGUACAUGAGUUUCUCCAGUAGAGGAUGCGCAGGGUCAGUGAUGGAUUCAGAAAUUUGA
This is a messenger RNA of Lotus japonicus, 1071 nucleotides long. Its product is annotated as S-adenosylmethionine decarboxylase proenzyme-like. Gene Ontology annotation, molecular function: adenosylmethionine decarboxylase activity. NCBI's taxonomy places the organism in Eukaryota, Viridiplantae, Streptophyta, Magnoliopsida, Fabales, Fabaceae. The record is from RefSeq and is a predicted model, not a curated record. Gene Ontology annotation, cellular component: cytosol. Gene Ontology annotation, biological process: spermidine biosynthetic process; spermine biosynthetic process. Bases 1 to 1071 code for a protein of 356 amino acids. The transcript has a single exon.